GCCUGGGUGCCUCAUGCACCCACAGUAGCUAACCCGCAGUCGCAGGUGUUUGAGGGGAGAUUGUUCGGGUAUGAUGAGGCCAAGUGCGUUGAUCUUGUACGUUGCAUUAGGGGGUAGCCUCCCGCUAAUAGGCUGUUCUCGCGGAUUUGGGCGAAGACUGCUGAUGCAAGGCCGCACGGCGGCGGACGAGUGGGAAGCGUCAACUAGGCAAGGGAUUCUGGAGAGCGCGGCGAUUGAGGCGGGGCGUGAGAGCCAAGAGUCCCACCCUUUAAGAACCCAAGACUGGACGCUUCAGAUUCGUUCAAGCCCGUGGACCCGGCGAGAGCAGGAGGUGACAUUCCAUCGCAAUGGCACCAUGUCGAGCAAUGACGGCAACAAGGGAGAGUGGUGGUUCGAUGUCGGUGGACUCUAUUGGGACGUAAACACCACAAUUCGAGCUGCUCCAACAGUGCUCCACCACAAGGCUGAGCUGCACUGGAAUGUCUUCGGUUCGCAGCCUCGAAUGUUCAGAGGCACCAUCACCCGGGACCGCCUCCCCAAUUCACCACUGCCACCGUGGCUGUUCCGACCUGUUGUCGGCUCAUUUAUUGGAUCAGGUGUCGGUGAUGACACCGCCGACACGUCGUACAGGCACCGACAAACAGGAACGAGCGAGCAAGCGGGUGCACCCCCCCCGAGAAGAACGGAUCGCUACUAA
This is a messenger RNA of Ectocarpus siliculosus, 697 nucleotides long. The record is from the annotation of a GenBank genome assembly. Lineage: Eukaryota; Phaeophyceae; Ectocarpales; Ectocarpaceae.